AUGAAUAUGUUGGAUGAUGAAGAUGACCAAAGCUUUCACGCUACGCGUGACGGCUACUCCCAUUUGAGCGAUGUCGAAUGGGAUGCGGUUGAACGAAUGGGUUCAACCAUGGACAUCCAUGCUGUUAGCGUCAUGCUAGAGGCUCUCAAUAGAGAUGCCCAACAUGCUACUAUCGCCAAGUUCAUUCAAAAUGAACUUGACGCAGAACGUGAGAAAGUAGCCUUGCUUCACCAACAAGGUUCUCAACAAGCAGAGUUGUUGAGAGAACAGGGUGCUCAACAGUUUGAACUGUUGAGACAGCAGCAGGCUGCUGCGGGCGGGUCGAUGCACUCGCGUCGACCCGAGACUUUGAAGAUUGACAUCUCAAAGUAUAGGGGGGUCGAAGAAGACUCCCUCUUGAGAUGGUUCGUCGAAUUGGAUGACGCCAUAAGGGCGCGUCGAAUCGACGAAGGGAUAUGCAAGUUGCAUUCGCCCAGUCAAAUCUGGCAGGACGUGCCAAGACUUGGGCACUGGGGCUCAAGUUGCACGACCCAUAUGCGUUUGGGUCGUUGGAAGUCUUCAAGUCGCGGCUCAGACAAACGUUUGAACCGCCUAGAGCUGAGUUCAGGGCUCGAACCGAACUCUUGA
Molecule: messenger RNA, 627 nt
Organism: Peronospora matthiolae
Lineage: Eukaryota; Oomycota; Peronosporomycetes; Peronosporales; Peronosporaceae
Source: the annotation of a GenBank genome assembly